Messenger RNA from Musa acuminata AAA Group (dessert banana), 1256 nucleotides. RefSeq lists its product as uncharacterized. Bases 16 to 1020 code for a protein of 334 amino acids. The transcript is spliced from 2 exons. The record is from RefSeq and is a predicted model, not a curated record. Lineage: Eukaryota; Viridiplantae; Streptophyta; Magnoliopsida; Zingiberales; Musaceae.
GAGCCACCUGCUUAAAUGUCACUCCCGAAUCCGCUUCUAAUGCUCCAUCGCCCCUCCCUCUUCUCUGACUCGACGCAUCUCUUCUCUCGGCCAUACUCCGGAGAUCUCCAAAGGGCAAAACCCCCGUUUCUUCUAUCCUCUCCUCGUUGCUUCGCUUCUCGGAUCCGAUCGCCGGUAUCUCCACGGUCCGCACCAUCACCGAUGGCGCCGUGGCAGUUCUCGUGUUUCGGCCGCGGCUGCGGGGCUUCCUCGCCGUCGACGUCGCCGGAGGCAAACGCUACGGCGGACCUGACGGCGGAGGAACUACGGAGGAGGUGUCCCGUGCUGGUGGAGUUAUUCUCUUCGCAGGGAUGCGGGACGUCCCCGGAGGCCGAGGCAGUGUUAUCGCGGCUGGGCCGUGGCGAGCUCCGAGAGGACCUGCCCCCUGUGGCGGUGCUGGGGUUCCACGUCGAGUACUGGGACUACCGGGGGUGGCGGGACCCCUUUGGAUCCAGCAUUUGGACGGUGCGGCAGAAGGCGUACGUGGAGUCGCUUCGGCUCGACACCCUGUACACGCCCCAGGUGGUGGUCCACGGCCGCGCCCAGUGCAUCGGCACCGACAUCGACGCCAUUGCCUCCGCCGUCCGAUCCGCUCUCAGAUUUCCGUCCCCUACCAUGCAGGCAACAUUCCAAAAGCCAGCUCCUGAGACACUGCAGGUGGCUUUCACUGGGGCAUUGCGGUCGACAGUGGACGGAAGUGGCGCGGACGUCAUGGUAGCACUCUACCAGAGCAGUCUGAUCACCAACUGUGACAAGGGUGAGAACAAGGGCCGUGUUCUCCCCAAUGACUAUGUUGUCCGGCAACUUGAAAAGCUCGUUUCGGUCAAGGACAUCUCCGCGAAGAAGAACCUCUCCGGCUCUGUCCAGUUCACUCUGUGGGAGGGCUUUAAUAGUGCUAAAUGUGGCCUUAUUCUCUUCGUUCAGAAUAGCUCCCUCCAGAUCUUUGGUGUCCAGCACUUCCAAAUCCCACAGACCAUAUGAUGUUAGGGAACCCAUACGUGAUGCCUUUGGAGAACAUUCAGCUAUUUGAUCCUGUACAGUUGUGGUGUGCGUGUUUGGCUCAUUAAUUCUCUUUGAUAGAGUCUAUUGUUCCAGUGUCGUUAAUUUGUCAUUCUUCCUCUUUAGGAUGUUGAUUUCUCUUCUUAAUAAUGUAGGAAAUAUGUACUGAGAAGACACAUCAUAUGAUCUUUAUUUUGGAGUGUAUUAACUUUCUCUGU